This is a messenger RNA of Pestalotiopsis fici W106-1, 2034 nucleotides long. RefSeq lists its product as uncharacterized. NCBI's taxonomy places the organism in Eukaryota, Fungi, Ascomycota, Sordariomycetes, Amphisphaeriales, Sporocadaceae. The record is from RefSeq and is a predicted model, not a curated record. The transcript is spliced from 4 exons. Bases 1 to 2034 code for a protein of 677 amino acids.
AUGUCUCGGUCACCAUCAGACGGGUAUAAUAGCCUUGUCGAGGCCAUUCCAGCCCUGGCGUCUCUGAACCAAACUUUUUCAAAUCUCUCGCCAUAUUUAGGAGGAAGAAACUUUACACGAGGCUGCUUGUUAGCCGUUAGUCAGUCACUACAAAUUAUAGACGGGCAAAUCGCCUUCAAACAGCCCAGCUAUUUCAAUAAGAGUUACACAAUCGCCGACAUUGAGGACGCAGGAACUUAUGGGUCUCUUUGCACAACAAACGGAACAGCUCCACGAGUGCUGGUUCCUUAUCGGUGGUGUGCUGAACAUUGCUCGGGCUGGGAGUUGUCGCAUUACAACUCUCUGCAGCAAUGGAUUGGUCCCUUGGUGCAGUUCAUCCUCCCGUGCCUGGCUUUCUGUCUGAGCAUCCCCCGCGGCUGGAAGAUUUCCCUUCCGCGCUGGAUUUUCGAGUCUGAUGAAGACAAUAUUGUUGCUUUCUUUGCCUAUCCCGCCAAGUUCAUCAUCGCAUUCAUAUUGGUAUUUUUCGACACCAUUAUUUGGUUGUCUAUAUGUUUUGCAUUUGCCGGUCCAAUGUUCAUGAGCGCCGUGUACGAAUAUAUGCUCGACGGCAUGAUUCUCGAUUUCCUUGUGCCAAGGAAGACUCCACAACCCAGCAUACCUGCUGUCACCAGGGCAAGACUCCUCUUGGCUGCAGUUGUUGGAAACAUCAAGUUGGAACCGAAAAGGGCCAAUAGAGCCGCCACGCUCCCGGGUAUGCGGACCAAUUCCCCUACAGAUGAGAUCUGGGCGCACAUCAUGAGAAUUGCAGAAGAACUUCUUCCUCGCCCACUGUCUUCCGGCCGCUCCCCGCCAGUUCAGAGUGAAAAUCCACCAUUACAUAGUCGAUCAUUGUCUAUGCCAGCAAAUAUUAUUGAGGCAAGAUCAUCUAUUUCACCCAGCUCCGUCUCCGAUACACACAGGACCUCGUUACGACAACUCAAUUCUGGACCGGCUCUAAAGUUGAAAGCAUUAUUGAAUGCGCAAUCAAGCUUUGGGACUGCAGUAGGGGCACCUGUGGUCUUUUUCAUUGGCAGCUUUGUGUACAACAUUGUCGAGGCCGAGACGCGGCUUGGCGAUGGAGAUACGGCUCACGCUCUUGCCUUUGGCAUGUGGUGGAUGACAAUUUCUCACGUCGCCGUCAUUGCUUCGGCCAUGCUUGCCUCCAACAACCCCAGCGCACUACAGGGGCUCAUUGGUAAGGCGCGUAUAGGAAGAAGAGGGAGUAGCACCAGCAGUGCCGUCGUACCAAAAAGCCUCUGGGGGCGUUUGGCGCGCUGGAUGAAGGAGAUUGACAUUUUGGAACGCGCAUAUGAUGCGACGUAUGAACCAAUGUCCUUGUGGAAACGCGGCCCAAAUAAACGCCUCUGGAUAGACAAGACAAUCGAGGCAUUCGAAGAUGAAAGAGACAGCACCAAACACAUCCCAGUCAAUGAGUUUCGAAAUGCCUUCGAGGUCGGCUUAGUCACGCGAGUUGGCAUCUGGGUCAAUAUUCUGAUCAUUCUUCUGGGUGCGCCUUGCGCACUCGCCUUUGCGACAUCCUACACAACCCCAGUGGCUGGCCUCGGAUGCCGUAGCUUGACGCACGUCAUUUAUUACUCCACCCAGGUUAUCCAGAUGAUGCUUUGGACCUGGAAUAUAGAUGUAACACGAAAGAAUCCGAAAUCUAGGGAGCUUCGGGUCUGCCGGGGUUUGCAAGGCGUCUUUGGCGUGGUUGCCGUUUUUGCGGCAAUAGGUGGAACUAUUAUGCAAAUUUUGGGCGUCUACCGGAAUUGCAUCUCAUGGUCUUGGACAAAUAAAGAUCAUCCCGAUUCCACCGUGGGCAUGAGCUACAUUACGCCCGAUAGCGUACCAAUGGCAGGAGUGUGGAAGAUCACCGGCGCACUGGCAGCGGGUAUACUGGGCUUGGUCUCUGCCCUUGCUUGGUGGCAUCAGCGGCGAUUGCGCAAGAAGUUCAUUUUCGAAGCCGAAAGUUUGGAAAGGCUGGGGCCGAUGUGA